Beta vulgaris subsp. vulgaris (sugar beet) is the source of this 969-nucleotide messenger RNA. RefSeq names its product glutaredoxin-C4. Gene Ontology annotation, cellular component: cytoplasm. NCBI's taxonomy places the organism in Eukaryota, Viridiplantae, Streptophyta, Magnoliopsida, Caryophyllales, Amaranthaceae. Gene Ontology annotation, biological process: cellular response to oxidative stress. The transcript is spliced from 5 exons. The record is from RefSeq and is a predicted model, not a curated record. The coding region runs from base 48 to 704 and encodes 218 amino acids. Gene Ontology annotation, molecular function: glutathione disulfide oxidoreductase activity.
CAAAGUAAUUGGUGGGUGGGCAUUUGACAAAGGACAAAAAAGAAAAAAUGAGUGUCGCAAAUUUAGUAAAAAUCAUACCUUUCAAUGUGAAAGAAAACCCCCAAUUAAACUUUCUACUACAAAAUUCAACUAUCACCUUCCGAAAAUUCCUACGAAUCUUACUGAUAAAUCCCAAUUAUAACAAUCAGAAUAUUAUUAGCACUAAACUAUUUAGAUCUCCAAUUUUGCAAGAUUAUUACAACAAAGUGCAGAAAAUAGCAGCACCCGAAAGUCAAACCUCAACAUCAUCGCCGAAAAUGGAGAGAGAAAUCGCACGCCGCAACAUCGCAGUGAUGAUGUUGAUCUCAGUUUUUGUCGCUGCAUUUCCUGCAUCUGCUUCAUCUUCUGAAGUUGAUUUCAUCAACAAAACUAUUGCUAACAAUAAAAUCGUCAUCUUCUCCAAGUCUUACUGCCCGUACUGUAGGAGGGCGAAAGAGGUUUUCAAAGAGUUGAACCAAGCACCACAUGUUAUUGAGCUGGAUGAAAGAGAUGAUGGUUCGGACAUUCAGGAUGCACUCAAAGGUAUUGUUGGGAGACGCACAGUGCCCCAGGUCUUCAUCAAUGGGAAACACAUUGGUGGAUCAGAUGAUACCCUUGAAGCCUAUCAAAAUGGAGAGUUAGCCAAACUUCUGGGUAUUGAUGCAACAAAUCAUGAUGAUCUGUGAUACGAUGUCUUUGAAGUCAGACAGUAGCCUCUAAUUUAAAUUCAAGAUGGGUACCGGUCAAGCAGGCUUUACAUUGAAGAUUUCGCCAAAAGUUUGAAUCCAUUAUCUGCUAUGAUAUCCACAUACAAUGCGGUUUUGUUUUAUGGCUUUUGCUAGUGAUGAAAUGUAGUAUUUUCUUACCUAUCCGGAUUCCAUAAAUAGAAGUGAGGAACAAUUAUUGUAAUCUUUUCUCUCCUUUUAAUUUUUGCACUUGAUUCUGGAGUCA